Molecule: messenger RNA, 6381 nt
Organism: Insectozyma verbasci
Lineage: Eukaryota; Fungi; Ascomycota; Pichiomycetes; Serinales; Debaryomycetaceae
Source: the annotation of a GenBank genome assembly
AUGAGUACAAUCUCAUCUUCAUCAUAUAUUCAAGAUAAAGAUUUACAAUCUCAACAAAUUUAUAAUUAUGAUGAAGUUCCUGAAAAUAAAUCUUGGGCCUCUACUUUACCAAUUCAAAAAGGGUUAUAUAAUCCUGAGUUAGAAAAAGAUGCUUGUGGUGUUGGUUUCACUUGUCAUUUAAAAGGUUUACCUUCUCAUAAAAUUGUAUCAGAUGCUAAAAAUUUGUUAUGUAACAUGACUCAUAGAGGUGGUGAAUUAAAUCCAAAAGAUGGUGAUGGUGCUGGUUUAUUAUCAUCAAUUCCUCAUGAAUUUUUGAAGAGAGAAUUUAAAUAUUUAUUUAACAUUGAUAUACCUUUAAAAUUACAAUAUGGUACAGGUAAUAUUUUCUUUAAAAAAGACGAAACUGUUUUUGAAAAAUCAAAAAAGACUUUUGAAAAUAUUGCUGAUUCAUUAGAUUUAAAAGUUUUAGGUUGGAGAAAAGUUCCUCAUGAUUCUUCUAUUUUAGGUCCUGCGGCUUUGUCAAGAGAACCUUUAAUUUUACAACCUUUAAUUAUAUUAAAAAAUUUACAAGACAAAGAAAUUUCUGAUGAAGAUUUUAUAAAUACUUAUGAAAAAGAUUUCACUAAAAAAUUAUUUAUAUUAAGAAAACAAUCUUCUCAUACUAUUGGUUUACAUAAUUGGUUUUAUAUUUGUUCUUUAAGUAAUAAAACUAUUGUUUAUAAAGGUCAAUUGGCUCCAAAUCAAGUUUAUGCUUAUUAUCAUGAUUUAGUUAAUGCUGAUUAUCAAUCCCAUUUUGCUUUAGUUCAUUCGAGAUUUUCAACAAAUACAUUUCCAUCUUGGGAUAGAGCUCAACCUUUAAGAUUAGCUGCUCAUAAUGGUGAAAUUAAUACUUUAAGAGGUAAUAAAAAUUGGAUGAGAGCAAAAGAAGGUGUUAUGAAAUCAAAAUUAUUUGGUGAUGAAAUGGAUAAAUUAUUUCCAAUUAUAGAAGAAGGUGGUAGUGAUUCUGCUGCUUUUGAUAAUGUUUUAGAAUUAUUAGUUACAAAUGGUGUUGUUUCAUUACCUGAAGCUGUUAUGAUGAUGAUUCCUGAAGCAUGGCAAAAUGAUGAUCAAAUUGAUCCUAAAAAAAAGGCAUUUUAUGAAUGGGCUGCUUGUUUAAUGGAACCUUGGGAUGGUCCUGCUUUAUUUACAUUUGCUGAUGAUAGAUAUUGUGGUGCUAAUUUAGAUAGAAAUGGUUUAAGACCUUGUAGAUAUUAUGUUACAAAUGAUGAUAGAAUUAUAUGUGCAUCAGAAGUUGGUGUUAUCGAAAUUGAACCUGAAAAAGUUUUACAAAAAGGUAGAUUACAACCUGGUAGAAUGUUAUUAGUUGAUACUAAAGAAGGUAGAAUUGUUGAUGAUAAAGAAUUGAAAAAUAAAGUUGCAUCAAGAUUUGAUUUUAAAGCUUGGGUUUUAGCUAAUAUGAUUAGUCUUAAUGAUUUGAUUGAAAAAUUACAACAAAGACAAAUUGAAUUAAAUCAUGUUGAAAAAGUUGUUGAUAAAGAAAUUUCAAUUCAAUCUGAUCCAAAAUUAAUAGCUUCUGGUUAUUCACAUGAACAAGUUUUAUUUGUUUUAGGUCCAAUGGCUGAAGGUAAUGAAGCUUUAGGUUCAAUGGGUAAUGAUAAUGCUUUAGCUUGUAUUUCAGAACAACCAAAAUUAUUAUAUGAAUAUUUUAAACAAUUAUUUGCUCAAGUUACUAAUCCACCAAUUGAUCCAAUUAGAGAAAAAAUUGUCAUGUCUUUAGAAUGUUAUAUCGGUCCUCAAGGCAAUUUAUUAGAAAUGAAACCUGAUCAAUUAAAUAGAUUAUUAUUAAAAUCUCCAAUUUUAACAAAUUCAGAAUUAUUAGCUAUUAAAAAUAUUGAAAAAGUCUAUCCAAAAUGGUCAGUUGAAAAUAUUGAUAUUACAUUUAAUAAAAUUGAUGGUAUACAGGGUUAUAUUAAUACUAUUGAUAAAAUUUGUCAAGAAGCUUCAAAAGCAAUUGCAAAUGAUUCAAAAAUUAUAAUUUUAAGUGAUAGAAAUACUUGUGCUGAUAGAUUACCAAUUUCUGCAUUGAUUGCAAUUGGUGCUGUUCAUCAUCAUUUAGUUAGACAAAAACAACGUUCUAAAGUUGCAUUAAUUGUUGAAACUCAAGAAGCUAAAGAAGUUCAUCAUGCUUGUUGUUUAGUUGGUUAUGGUGCAGAUGGUAUUAAUCCAUAUUUAGCUAUUGAUACUUUAAUUAGAAUGAAACAUCAAGGUUUAUUAAAAGAUGAAUCAUUAACUGAAGAAAAAAUUAUCAAUAAUUAUAAAAACGCCAUUGAUGCAGGUAUAUUAAAAGUUAUGUCAAAAAUGGGUAUUUCAACAUUAGCUUCUUAUAAAGGUGCACAAAUUUUUGAAGCUUUAGGUAUUGAUAAUUCUGUUAUUGAUAGAUGUUUUGCUGGUACGGCAUCUAGAAUAAAAGGUGUUACUUUUGAAUAUAUUGCACAAGAUGCUUUUACGUUACAUGAAAGAGGUUAUCCCUCAAGAGAAACUAUUAAACCAAUUGGGUUACCUGAAACUGGUGAAUACCAUUGGAGAGAUGGUGGUGAUGCUCAUAUUAAUGAUCCUGCUGCAAUUGCUUCAUUACAAGAUGCAGUUAAAAAUAAAAAUGAAAGAGCUUAUGAAGCUUAUGUUAAAAAGGAAAAUGAAGCUGUUAGAAAUUGUACAUUACGUGGUUUAUUAGAUUUUGAAUUUGAGUCAUCAAAAUCAGUACCAGUUGAUCAAGUUGAACCUUGGACUGAAAUUGUUCGUAGAUUUUUUACAGGUGCAAUGUCAUAUGGUUCUAUUUCAAUGGAAGCUCAUUCAACUUUAGCUGUUGCAAUGAAUAGAUUAGGUGGUAAAUCAAAUACUGGUGAAGGUGGUGAAGAUGCUGCAAGAUCACAAGUUUCAGAAAAUGGUGAUACAAUGAGAUCUGCAAUUAAGCAAGUUGCUUCAGGUAGAUUUGGUGUUACAUCAUAUUAUUUAGCAGAUGCUGAUGAAUUACAAAUUAAAAUGGCUCAAGGUGCAAAACCUGGUGAAGGUGGUGAAUUACCAGGUCAUAAAGUUUCGAAAGAAAUUGGUAAAACAAGACAUUCAACAGCAGGUGUUGGUUUAAUUUCUCCACCACCUCAUCAUGAUAUUUAUUCAAUAGAAGAUUUGAAACAAUUAUUAUAUGAUUUGAAAUGUGCUAAUCCAAGAGCAAGGACUUCAGUUAAAUUGGUUUCUGAAGUUGGUGUUGGUAUAGUUGCAGCUGGUGUUGCGAAAGCUGGUUCUGAAAAUAUUUUAGUUUCUGGUGGUGAUGGUGGUACAGGUGCUGCCAAAUUAACAUCUAUUAAAUAUGCUGGUUUACCAUGGGAAUUAGGUUUAGCUGAAUCUCAUCAAACUUUAGUUUUAAAUGAUUUAAGAGGUAGAGUUAUUUUACAAACUGAUGGUCAAUUAAGAACCGGUAGAGAUAUUGCAAUUGCAUGUUUAUUAGGUGCUGAAGAAUGGGGAUUUGCAACUACUCCAUUAAUUGCUAUGGGUUGUAUUUAUAUGAGAAAAUGUCAUACUGGUGCAUGUCCAGUUGGUAUUGCAACUCAAGAUCCUGAAUUGAGAAAAAAAUUUGAAGGUACUCCAGAGCAUGUUAUUAAUUUCUUUUAUUAUUUAGCUAAUGAUUUAAGAAAUAUUAUGGCUAAAUUAGGUUUUAGAACUAUCAAUGAAAUGGUUGGUAGAACUGAAAAAUUAAAAGUUAGAGAAGAUUUUAGAAAUACUAAAAAUGCAAAUAUUGAUUUAUCACCAAUUUUAACACCAGCCCAUACUAUUAGACCAGGUGUUGCAACUCAUUGUGUUAGAAAACAAGAUCAUAGAUUACAUGUUAGAGUUGAUAAUAAAUUAAUUGAUGAAUCAGAAAUGACUUUAGCUAAAGGUUUGCCAGUUACUAUUGAUUGUGAAGUUGUAAAUACAGAUAGGUCUUUAGGUACUACAUUAUCUUAUAGAGUUUCAAAAAUAUUUGGUGAACAAGGAUUACCCCACGAUACAAUUCAUGUUAAUGUUACUGGUUCAGCUGGUCAAUCAUUUGGUGCAUUUUUAGCUUCUGGUGUCACUUUAGAAUUAGAGGGUGAUGCUAAUGAUUAUAUUGGUAAAGGUUUAUCAGGAGGUAGAAUCAUUGCUUAUCCACCAAAAGAAUCAACUUUUAAAGCUGAAGAUCAAAUCAUUGCUGGUAAUACAGCAUUUUUUGGUGCUACCUCGGGUACUGCUUUUAUUAGAGGUAUUGCAGCCGAAAGAUUUGCAGUUAGAAAUUCAGGUGCAAUUAUUGUUACUGAAGGUACUGGGGAUCAUGGUUGUGAAUAUAUGUCAGGUGGUAGAGUUGUUGUUUUAGGUUCAACAGGUAGAAACUUUGCUUCUGGUAUGUGUGGUGGUAUUGCAUAUGUUUUGGAUAUGGCUCAAGAUUUUAGUGAUAAAGUUAAUAAAGCUAAUGUUGAAUUAUCACAAAUUACUGAAACUCAAGAAAUUGCUUUUUUAAGAAAUUUGAUUGAAGAUCAUAGACAUUAUACUGGAUCAGAAGUUGCGGAUAAUAUUCUUAAUGAUUUUAAUAGAUAUUUACCAAGAUUUGUUAAAGUUUUACCAUAUGAUUAUAAAAAAGUUUUGGAAGCUGAAAAAAAAUUAGCUGAAGAAGCUAAAAAGAAAGAAUUGAGUACAUUCCUUAAAUCAAUUAAAGAAGAUCCUGAUUCAGAUGUUACUAAUGGUGAAGCUUACAAAAUUAGAAAAGGUCAUGUACAUAAAAAACAAGAACCAAAAGUUCAAGAUGUUGAGGAUACUAUUUUUGAUACUGAAUUUGAAAAGAAAGCUCCAGUUAAAUUAGAUAAAGUUCGUGGGUUUAUGAAGUAUAAAAGAAGAAAUGAAAAAUAUAGAGAUGCAAAAUUUAGAACUAAAGAUUGGAAUGAAAUGACAUCAAGAUUAACAAAAGAUGAAUUAAAAUAUGAAACUGCAAGAUGUAUGGAUUGUGGUGUUCCAUUUUGUACUUCAGAUACUGGUUGUCCAAUUUCAAAUGUUAUUCCAAAAUGGAAUGAAUUGGUUUUCAAUGAUAGAUGGUUUGAUGCAUUACAAAGAUUAUUAAUGACAAAUAAUUUCCCUGAAUUUACUGGUAGAAUUUGUCCAGCUCCUUGUAAUGGAGCUUGUGUUUUAGGUAUUAAUGAAGACCCUGUUAACAUUAAAUCAGUUGAAUGUGCUAUUAUUGAUUAUGGUUUUGAACAAGGCUGGAUUAAACCAGAACCUCCUAAACAUAGAACUGGUAGAAGUGUUGCAAUUAUUGGUUCAGGUCCAGCAGGUUUAUCUUGUGCUGAUCAAUUAAAUAAAGCGGGUCAUAAAGUUACUGUAUUUGAAAGAAGUGAUAGACCAGGUGGUUUAUUAAUGUAUGGUAUUCCAAAUAUGAAAUUAGAUAAAGGAAUUGUUAAAAGAAGAACUGAUUUAUUACAAGCUGAAGGUAUUGAUUUUGUUGUAAAUACUACCGUUGGUGAAGAUAUAACAGUUAGUGAAUUAAAAGAAUCAUAUGAUGCAGUUAUACUUGCUGUUGGUUCAACAAUUCCAAGAGAUUUAAAAAUACCUGGUAGAGAUUUAAAUAAUAUUGAUUUUGCUAUGAAAUUAUUACAUUCAAAUACCAAAGCUUUAUUAGAAAGUGAUUUAGAAACAAUUAGAAAAACUUUAGAAGGUAAAAAUGUUAUUGUUAUUGGUGGUGGUGAUACUGGUAAUGAUUGUUUAGGUACUGCAACAAGACAUGGAGCUUCAAGUGUUACAAACUUUGAAUUAUUACCAAAUCCCCCAACUUCGAGACCAAAAGAUAAUCCAUGGCCUCAAUGGCCAAGAAUAUUUAGAGUUGAUUAUGGUCAUACUGAAGUUGCCGCUCAUUAUGGUAAAGAUCCAAGAGAAUAUUCAAUUUUAUCAAAAGAAUUUGUUGGUGAUGAUGAAGGUAGUGUUAAAGGUAUUAAAACAGUUAGAGUUGAAUGGAAAAGAUCAGAUUCAGGUGCUUGGCAAAUGGCUGAAGUUCCAGGUAGUGAAGAAUUUUUCCCAGCAGAUGUUGUUUUAUUAUCAAUGGGUUUUAUUGGUCCUGAAAGUGAUAAUUUAGAAGUUCAAAAAACUAAAAGAGGUACUAUUUCAACAAUUGAUCCAAAUGUUUAUAAAGUUAAUCAUGAUGAUAAUUUAUUUGCUACUGGUGAUUGUAGAAGAGGUCAAUCAUUAGUUGUUUGGGGUAUUCAAGAAGGUAGACAAUGUGCAAGAGAAGUUGAUAAUUAUUUAUCAGGUUCAACUAGACUACCAGGUAAUGGUUCAAUUGAACAAAGAAGUUAUAAAUUAUUAGAGGAAUUAGCUGAAAAGAUAUAA